CAUUAAAUUGUUUACAACGCAUUUGACGUUUGAAACGUUAGUAAAAUGCAUUUACCGAACGAAUAUUUGAUCGGAAUUUCAAUUAUUGGCGUCUCCGGGAUAUCUUACUUUCUUACAAGGUACAAGAAACCAUCUACCGAUAAUUGUGAGCUGCAAAAUAUAAAAGACGACUUUGAGGACGACCCGGAUGAGCAGUUUUUCGACGCAGAAUCUGGAAGUGAUCGGUUUAUGUCAUUUGAAAACGUAUACAAUGUAAAGCGAUCUAAAUCAAUUUCAGAACUGUACAAAGACGCAGUAGAAAAGCAAGCUUUUGGAGACAUAGAAUAUCAUUUUGAAGAACGUACGUUAAAAAGUUUAUCAUGGAAGUUCAACAUGUUAGACGCAGCUAUGCAGAAAAUACAAUACAAGGUUGACGAGCAGGCGUUAAUGAUAAAGAGUUUAAAAUUAGGCAUGUCAGGCGUUAGGACUGAUCUGAAGACGUUGAUCGAAAGUUUCAACUUGUCCAGAACGACGUCAACAGAAAGUAAUAUUAUAAUUUAUAACACAAUCGACCUAUACUUACCUAUAUCAAACAUUAUUUUUUCAUUUGACCUUUGUUUAGGAAACACCGAAAAACCCAAUAGCUGCAAGCUCAGUAUGUUGAAGACUAGGAUAUCAAUCCUUGAAAGAGAAGUGACAAAAAAUUCUUCACAAAUAAUUGAAAUGGACCAUUCGUUUCGAGCACUGUUGAUGGGCGUGGGCGCCGCUGUGACGUUACCAGAAGAAAACCGUUUCCAUCGAAACCCACCGAACACUUAUCGUCACCAACCUACCACGCCAAAGGUCUCGGCAUUUGCACUGGUAGGAUCGCCACCGGAACAUUCGGUGCCGAGGCCACCGCCUCCGCCUCCCUCGGUGUACUCAGGUUUUGGGCCACCGCCUCCACCUCCGCCGCCCCCUACGACGACGAUCGAUACCCCGGCAUUACGGAUUGGUGAGCUCUGGGAGAAGGAGGGAUCCUCAAAGGUGGCUGGGCCUGACAAAAACGCCACGAAAACGUUCUGUCGGAUACCGAUAACCGAAGAAAUACUUAAGUCGGUCGUGCUGAAGCCACUUAAGCGUACUUAAGAAUUUCCUCUCUUGGCCCAAAUUUUUUUUAAUCGCUUAUUGCUAUAUAAACUAAUAUUUUCUAAACGAUUUCCCGUACAAACACAACAAAGAUUAGAUACCAUGUUAUAUUAUGUGAGUUAUUGAGUUAACAACAUUGAUUAAAUAGGUUGUUAAAAUGUACCUAAUAGUUUCAGCCAGUUUGGGUUUAUAAUGUUGCUGUGCAAAGUAAUUAAAUAAAACCUCAUAGACCUGUUGUAUACAGAAUAAUCAUUUUAUCAUAAAGUACUCAGCAUUUGGAAAAUAUUAUCGUAUUUUAUCUAAUAUUAUCAAUAAAUGGUAAUAAU
Messenger RNA from Acyrthosiphon pisum (pea aphid), 1433 nucleotides. Its product is annotated as formin-A-like. Lineage: Eukaryota; Metazoa; Arthropoda; Insecta; Hemiptera; Aphididae. The record is from RefSeq and is a predicted model, not a curated record. The transcript is spliced from 5 exons. The coding region runs from base 46 to 1107 and encodes 353 amino acids.